Morchella importuna is the source of this 279-nucleotide messenger RNA. RefSeq lists its product as uncharacterized. The transcript has 4 exons. The record is from RefSeq and is a predicted model, not a curated record. Bases 1 to 279 code for a protein of 92 amino acids. Lineage: Eukaryota; Fungi; Ascomycota; Pezizomycetes; Pezizales; Morchellaceae.
AUGGAAUCCACACUUCAAGGCAACAGGAUACAUGUAGCCUUAGACAUCAGUAGAAAUACUCUGGGUACUUCCCUGAGGGAGCUUACUAUGCACAUACUUAACUCGGAUGAACAUGACUUUGAAAUUCUAAAAGGGCAGAAACCAAAUACUCUUACGCAACCCAAGACGAACAGCUCACCAACAGAUGGCACAGGAUAUCCCGGAGCCCUGGCUAACUUUGCAUUUUUCAAAGCCCCAACAAGGCAACAUACAUCAUCACCUUGCAUUGUUCAUCAUUAG